This is a messenger RNA of Nylanderia fulva, 3334 nucleotides long. The record is from RefSeq and is a predicted model, not a curated record. Lineage: Eukaryota; Metazoa; Arthropoda; Insecta; Hymenoptera; Formicidae.
AGCGUGACAUAACCUUACAGCAGCGGGGCACUGCACUCGCGUCGCUCUCGGAGGUGUGCGAUCGUGAUCGUGGUGUGUGCGAUCGGAAUUCGAUCUCGCGGCGAGAACGUCGACGGACGGACGGACACGACGUUUCUCUCGCGCGCAUUCUCUCAACACGUCAGUCGACACCCCGUCACAGGCUCGCUCGCUCGUUCGCGCGCGCGUUGUUUAUCAUCAUAUCGUUAUUAUGGCCGAGCGCGGAGCGACGCGCCGCUGCGUAUCGUUGCACGUCGGUCCGGCCGCGCAGUCCACCUUCUAGUUCUCUUCCCUCCCCGCCGAGAAUAUCUCGUGGCUCGAGCGAAAAAAAAGAGUUCCUCAUCCGCCGCGUACCGAACGUACUCGCGAUUUCGCGAGGGAGUGUCGUCGCCGUGCUCGGGAUAUAUUUAUUUCGCGGUGCGCAAUUUCCUCGCGAGUUGGAGUGAGAGAGAGAGAGAGAGAGAGAGAAGAAGAGAGAGACAGACAGAGACAGAGGGAAGGAGACAGAGAGAGAGAACGUACGUGUCGAGGAUCGCGCGAGCGUCGAAAGUAACGAGUCAUCUACCGAUCCAAGAUGGCAGAAGGCCAGCAGGAGGGUGGUCCGAGGAAGAUCACCAUCAACGUGAAAACGCCGAAGGAGAAGCAGAGUGUGGAGAUUGAGGAGAACGCGACGAUAAAGGACUUCAAGGAAGCGGUCUCGAAGAAGUUCAACGCGCAAGCCGAUCAGUUAUGCCUCAUCUUCGCCGGCAUCAUGAAGGACCACGAGACACUCAGCACGCACAACAUCAAGGACGGCCUGGCGGUGCACCUGGUGAUCAAGGCGCCUCGUGCAUCUUCUACGCCGAACCAGGAGUCGAAUCAGGCUCCGCGACCACAGGCUGAUGUCAACGCGAGUCCGUUUGGCUUGGGAAGUUUAGGCGGACUGAUGGGAUUGGAAUCCCUGGGUCUCGGAUCGGCGAAUUUCAUAGACCUACAGCAACGCAUGCAACGAGAAUUGUUGUCAAAUCCGGAAACGAUGCGCCAAGUCCUAGAUAAUCCCUUGGUUCAGAGUUUGAUGAAUGAUCCAGAGAACAUGCGCAAUCUGGUCACUGCUAAUCCCCAAAUGCAAGAGCUGAUGCAACGUAAUCCAGAAAUCAGUCAUAUGCUUAACAAUCCUGAACUUUUGCGGCAAACGAUGGAAUUGGCGCGCAACCCGUCGAUGCUCCAGGAACUGAUGCGCUCGCACGACCGAGCUCUGUCCAACCUGGAGAGUAUACCGGGCGGUUACAGCGCGUUACGUCGCAUGUACCGGGAUAUCCAGGAGCCUAUGCUCGCGGCGGCGACGAACGGCCGUAAUCCCUUCGCCGCUCUGGUGGAGAACAGCAAUUCCGCGAACCAGGAGAAUCCGCAGCAGGGCCAGGAGAAUCGGGACCCGCUACCGAAUCCCUGGGGUCCCGGACAGAAUGAAAACGGCACGGGAGGACAGCCGCAGGGCCAAAGCAGGGGUCUGCUGGACUCGCCCGAAAUGCGCAGCCUCACCUCCCAGAUGAUGGAGAACUCACAGCUGAUGCGGAACAUGCUAAACGCUCCGUACACGAGGUCCAUGCUCGAGGCGAUGGCGGCGGACCCGUCGAUGGCCAACCGGGUGAUCGCAACGAAUCCCUUCCUCCGCGGGAAUCCGCAGAUGCAGGAACAGGUGCGCGCCAUGAUGCCCGCCUUCAUCCAGCAGAUGCAAAAUCCGCAGAUACAAAACGUGGUGACCAAUCCGGACGCCCUGGCCGCUAUCAUGCAGAUUCAGCAGGGUAUGGAGCAGUUGCGCACUGUCGCUCCCGAACUUGUCGAAAACAUGGGCCUCACGGUACCUCCUGCGACCACAACACCGAACACAGGUGGCACGAACCCCAGUGUACCGACCAACCAAUCAUCGGACACCAAUCAGCAGGACGCGUUUUCCCAAUUUAUGGCACGUAUGGUUUCUGCGAUGGCAUUAAACCAAGGUGUAGAAGUUGACGGUCAACCUGUACCUCCACCAGAGGAACGUUACAGAGCACAGCUAGAGCAACUUACGGCUAUGGGUUUUCUUAAUAGAGAUGCAAAUUUACAAGCGUUAAUUGCCACAUUGGGAGACAUAAAUGCCGCCGUUGAGAGACUACUCAAUAAUGGACAAUUAUCCAUGAGCUAACCACCAAUCUGCAAUACUGUUAUUCCAAUAUUACCUUUAAUUUCGUCCUUAUUUACCUCUUACGACAAACGUGAGAGAUACAUAAGGUAACUGGCUGUCGAAAAUUAUAAACUUAUAUCCCCUCUGCCCCUUCCUCCCUCCUCCUCUUUUCCAUUUUCUCAAUCCUAAACGGAAUACACGCUACUCACUCGUUCAAUUUUUGCAGUUUUUUCUUAUUUAGAUUCAGAUUUGUCUGUGUUUUAGACGGAUAGAAGAAAAAAAAUGUAACGAUGAUGGCUAUUUACUAUAUUGUCAUUUCACACACACACACACAAACACACAAUUAGUUGUUCACUUUUCUGAAUCUUCGUUCUUGGUCUAUGUAUCCUCUUCGAUGUGCUCUAGGUAUAGUCGAUUUCUUAUAUUCUAAGAUUAUAUAUACAUAUAAAUCAAGAUUGAGAUGAGAAAUCCUCUAUUCUAGAAUCACAAUACCUAAUUCUAAAUAAUACGUGUACAAUAUGAAAAUAUCAUAUGCGUAUUCUUCUUCAUUUCCUCCUCUUUGUUUUCACUCCUUCUGGGGAAACUUUCUCGCAAGAGAACGCAGAUAAAACACAAUUGGCUAUUAAAUUGGAGGAUCGCUAAACAUUCUAUGUGUUAGAAUUUUUAUCAAAUAUAAUUUUAAUGCUUAAAUAUAUUUGAUAACCAAUUGUGUGGCAUAUUGCGUCUCUUGCUGGAAAGAAGAGUUUAGUUAAACAGCUAUAAGAUAAAGGAAGGUCUCUGGAAUAGAGGAUCUUGGAAUAGAGAGAAAAUUGGCUGCGCCUUUGUUGAUGUCAUUUUUCCCAUGUACAAAUUUUUUUAGAACAUUAUCUUGAUACGAGUAGAAUUAUGUAAUAUCGGUCAUGAUAAUUCACACCCACGACUGCAUUCAUUAAUUGCAUAUAAACUUGAAUGACUAAUUAGAAACAUUUGAAUACACACCGAAACACCCCUCUGCAUGGAAAAAAAAUAUUAUUAGAUUACCGCCUAUUUAAACGGACUCGCUUUCUCGGCUUUUAUCGAUCGAUCGAGAGUGUAUUCCUUUUUUUUGCUUUCAGAUAUCCUGAAAUAUAUUAUUGUAAUCUUGUAGCGAAGACAUGUUAUUUGUACGUUCCAAAUAAACAAAAAAAAAAGAAAAAA